Molecule: messenger RNA, 726 nt
Organism: Trichomonas vaginalis G3
Lineage: Eukaryota; Parabasalia; Trichomonadida; Trichomonadidae
Product: mRNA splicing, via spliceosome
Exons: 1
Coding region: 1-726 (241 amino acids)
Biological process (GO): mRNA splicing, via spliceosome
Cellular component (GO): U2-type catalytic step 1 spliceosome
Source: RefSeq, a predicted model, not a curated record
AUGGGUGAGCGAAAACCAUCUUGCCAUUAUAUCGCUCCAGAUUUCGAUCCGAGCCAAACUGGUCGUCGUUGUAAGCCCCAAAAUGGCCAACAUACAAUUCGCUUUAUGCUUCCUAUGGCUAUUAAAUGUACAAACUGUGGUGAAUAUAUGCAUGCAGGAACCAAAGCAAAUGCAAGAAAAGAACUUUGCUAUACCGAUGCAUAUCUCGGAGAAAUCAAUGUUUAUAGAAUUUAUAUUCAUUGUAAGGCAUGCUACGCAGAAAUCACAAUUAAAACUGAUCCAGAACAUUGCGAUUAUAUUGUAGAAAAAGGAGCAACAAGACACUUUGAACCAUGGCGCGAUCAUUAUAUUUCAAUCGCUAUGGAAGAAAAGAAUAAAUUAAAAGGGAGUAUUAUAGAACAAGCUGAAGCAAAAACAGUCGAUAUGAAAAAAGAAAUGGAACAUAUACAUGAAUUAGAAAGAUUACGAGCAAAAAGUCAAAAGAUUGAUAAAAUGAAUUUAGAAUCAGUACAAUAUGAUGAAAAUGAGAAAAAACAAAUACUUACUGAACUCGAUAGACAACGUAUAGAUUUAUUUGAACUGAAAAAACAAGAAGAAUUACAUCUUUUGGAUAAACAAGAAUUGGCUAAUCAAGUGUACAUGUCUCCUCAACCAACUAUCAAUACAUUUAAAUCUAAAAAGGUUAAUAUGUUCGAUAAUGCAGCUGCGGAAGAUUUUGGAUUUUAA